Trichoderma harzianum CBS 226.95 is the source of this 1900-nucleotide messenger RNA. RefSeq lists its product as hypothetical. Lineage: Eukaryota; Fungi; Ascomycota; Sordariomycetes; Hypocreales; Hypocreaceae. Gene Ontology annotation, molecular function: transcription cis-regulatory region binding; DNA-binding transcription factor activity, RNA polymerase II-specific; zinc ion binding. The coding region runs from base 54 to 1859 and encodes 601 amino acids. The transcript has a single exon. Gene Ontology annotation, biological process: positive regulation of transcription by RNA polymerase II. Gene Ontology annotation, cellular component: nucleus. The record is from RefSeq and is a predicted model, not a curated record.
CUUGGGCUCAGCUCAUACGGAAUCAAUGUUCACUGCCUCUGAAAUCAACAGACAUGGAUCUCCCCGACCUUUACGACCUGGUCGAUAUUGAAGGGAGCUUAGAUCUGCCGUCUGAGUGUGACGCAUUUCUACCACUACCGCAAAAUACAGCCUCCCCGGCGGCUCACCCAGUUCCAGCACUUGAUACCAGCACUUUCGCACCUCCAGCUCUUCGGUCAGACACUUGGACUCCGGAGCAGGAGGCAAUCCCGCGACAACGACAGAGACGUUAUGCCCCGCGAAGCCGCCAAGGUUGCCUCACCUGCCGUGCUCGCCGGAAGCGUUGCGAUAUCCAACAUCCUGUUUGUCGCACUUGUACCCGUGUCAAUGCAGAAUGCCGAUGGCCAGAGAAGCUUCAAAUUCCAGAUUUCAACAGCGGAGACAAAUCUCUAAAGAACCAGAAUAGGGCCACUUCAAUCCGCUCAGAUUCAGAGGCACUGAGUACACGGAACAACAACGCCAAUGUUAGUUCAGUAGCAGAUGAAUAUCUUGCAGCAUCGAGAACUACAAUUGGAAAUGGAAGCGUACCAAGAAGUUUGGCCGCCGAAACUAUAUUUGCGCGUCAGCUCAGCCCUACUGAAGCUUCUCGUGAGCGGCAUUUGUUAUCCUACUAUACAUAUACGUUCAUCCCUCAAGUAACCCUCGUCCAAUCGCCAUCGAAUUUCUUUAUAUCACUGUAUAUUCCUAUGGCAUUCCAUUAUAGCGGUGUCAUGGAUGCAAUCAUCGCUUGCUCUGCAGCUCAUCUUGCAAAGUCGGUUCAUGGAUCAGAAAAGAUUCAGGAGCUUAAUUCCGUGGCCAUUCGCCGCCAGCAGCUGGCGCGUGAGUUCGUUACAGAACAUACGACAUGCCCCAAGAGCUCGGGAUGGGAAGAAUGCAAACUUGAAGUUGUUGUAGUCCUCUUGCUAUUGAUUGGGUUGGAAUCUCAAACAGGAGGUCGAAGUAUGAGAUGGAUGCAGCGGGUCAAUUGUGUACGGCAAUUACUUCAAACCUAUCCAACAACCGCAACGAAAGCGUGGAGUGCAUGGGAGGCUGAAUGUGUUCAUAGACACUUCCUAUAUUAUGAUGUAAUGUCUCUCAUCAUGGAGGAUGUGUUAGACCCAGAGACGCAAGCAGAUUUGUCAAAGAGAAGCGGUCCUUUCAGUGACUGCGCCGCGACUCUUUCGGUACCACGAACGCAAGACUUUCCGGAGCAGGAAGUCGUAACAAAAUCUACAGGCUCCUCACAAUUUCAUCAAUACGGAAGCGCGCCUCAGGGUGUCGACUGUCUGCUUGGCUUGUCCAAGGAUUUGUUCAGCACCAUUACUCAGCUGAGACGCCUGCCCAGUCGAGAUUCCGAACUCAUUGACAUGGAAGCGCCAGCAUUUCUCAAGCUUGAGACUGACCUUUCUAACUGGCAGUACGAUCAUACAACUGCAUCGGCCUUAGACUUCAACACCCGUCUAGAUUUGAUCGCGCUUUCUGAAUGUCAUCGUCUUACCGCAUUAAUCCUACUCUAUCGGCGUUAUCCAAGUCGAUCGUAUUGUUUACCACAUUUGGCGUCACAGAUCUUAGGCGUUCUUUCUAGAAUAACUCCAAGCAGCGCGGUGAUCUCUGCUUUGACUCCGGUUCUGUUUUUGGCUGGCGCUGAACUCAACUCCGAGGUGGAGAUGGCAUUAUGCGCAGCAAGGCUGAAGAGUAUUAGGGAAGCAAACAAGAUGAUGAACAUAGCCGCUGUAGAAGAGAUUCUUCGAGUUAUUUGGGAAGAGCGAUUGCAGAAGAAGGGUCAGACAGAUUGGCUAGAGAUUCUGCGGACUCGGCGAUGGACCUUGAGCUUGGGAUAAUGUUCGAGACUUUACUGAUGAAUACAAUUAAUAUUUUUGCG